UUCCGGGUGAGGGGUGAACGCAUGUGGACCGCGAGGAGACCGGCUUUUAAACCCAUCACCCCUCCAUUAAAACAACAGCUGAAAGACGCCGCAAUCUCCUGUCUGACUGUAGGAUGGGCGAGUUCGUGCUCCAUCGGGUCCGCUUCUUUAACUACGUUCCGAGCGGGAUCCGCGCUCUGGCCCAGUCCGGGAGCGGGGAGCGCCUGGCCCUGGCUCGGCAGGACGGGAGCCUGGAAAUCUUCCGCUUCAGCUGGAACCAUAGCCAGGAAAAGGUGAUUGCAGGAAAUGACAAUCGGUCCAUCGAAGCAAUCAGCUGGAUUGGUGAUAAUCGACUUCUGAGUAUUGGAUUGAAUGGAGAAAUCAUUGAGUUUGACUUACAGAGACUAUGUCCGAAGUUCAGGCUGGAUGCUUUUGGAGGUCCUCUUUGGUGCAUGAGCUGUAACUGUGAGGAGACUUAUCUGGCGGUUGGAUGUGAAGAUGGCUCAGUCAAAUUAUUUGAAAUUCUUCCAGAAAAACUUCAGUUUGAGAGAAAUCUAGAUCGUCAAAAAGGUCGUGUACUUUCUUUGGCUUGGCAUAAGUCAGGUACAAUGAUUGCAACAGGGUCACUGGAUGUUAUCCGAGUUCUAGAUGUGAAGUCUGGUCACUGCACACGUCAUAUUUUUGUUGAUCGUGGUGAAGUAGUUUCACACAGGCGAGAAUGUGUGGUAUGGAGUCUCUGUUUUCUCAGCAAUUACUCCAUCGUGAGUGCAGAUUCAGCAGGGAAAGUACAGUUCUGGGACUGGCAGACAGGAACUCUGCUGAAAACACAUCCGGUCACUAAAUGUGACGUGCUAACACUUUCAGUGAACCAGACUGAAGACAGCAUUGUUGCUGGAACCUCUGAGGGAACUGUUGUCCAAUUUCAGCUGAUUGCAGUAAAGUCAGGAGCUGUUGAUACUCAAUGGGUUCGUACGAAGACUUUUAAACAUCAUUCCCAUGAUGUGAGGGCUGUCAUUCAUACCAAGUCUGCGCUUAUCUCGGGUGGUUUGGAUGCCCAGCUUGUCAUUCGUCCCCUGAUGGACCGUGUGGAAACCAAGUCAUAUGAAGCUGCUCUCCGCAAAAUCCUCUUCCCACAUCGAAACCUCGUUUAUUGCAGCCGGAAGGCAAAUCUACUCCUGUUUCAGUUCCCAGACCAGCUCGAGUUGUGGCGAUUGGGCAGUCCAGGGAGUUCAGGAAUUCCUGGAGAUAGCCUUCCAAUCAGCAAAAAGCCAGAGAAACUAUUGCAAUUAAAGAACAAGGGUUGUGAUCACAUUCGGUGCUGUGCACUGUCUCCAUGUGGAACCUGGAUUGCUUUCUCAAACAUUUGCAGAGUCCGUCUCUAUCAAGUACAGUAUGAAAAUGACAGUGUCACAAUUCAUGCGGCUUCACAAUUUCUGAAGGUGCAGCAGCCAGCUCAUCAGUUGCUGUUCUCUGCCGAUUCCACCAAACUGUUUGUUGCCUUAGAUCAUAGUCAUAUCCAGGUUGUGGAUCUGGUGAUGCUUAAUUCCAAGCAUGGACACAUUCUUACGCCUAAGUCUGAUUCCCUCGAACCUGUCUACCUGUUGGCAGCAAGUGCUGAUGGCAACUGGCUGGCAGCUGCAAAUUAUGACUGUGAAAUCAAUAUCUAUAAUUUGAAGCAACUAAAGAAUCACUGCACAGUUCCAGUCUAUAAUCAUCUCCCUACUGCUAUUGCCAUUAAUCCACAUACCAACAAUCUGAUCAUUGUCCACACAGAUCACCAGAUUUUUGAAUUCAGCAUCAGUGAGAAAAAGUACACUGAGUGGAGUCGUGCAUUGCAGCAACAGGGAUUGCACCAACACUGGCUUGAACGGGAUACGCCUGUCACACACGUGACCUUUAACCCUAAACUGACCACACAGAUUAUCCUUCAUGAUACAUACAUGUUCUGUAUCAUUGACCAGUUGUUGCGUCUUCCAAAUGAACAAUCAAAUCUUCAUAACCAAUCGAUCCUGAAACGUCUCUCUGAAAAAGCCCGCAAAGCUGAGGAACAUGCAUUCAAAAUUUGUAAGAAAUUCAAGCCUCUAAUGCACGUUGAACUUCUGUUUGAUGGUUGCCUUGUGGUGGUGGAACGUCCUGUUAUGGAGAUCAAUAUGCAAUUACCUGCACCAGUCCGACAGAGGAAAUUUGCCACGUAAAUAAAUCCAGUUGCUGCCGGUUCCCUUUUGUUUUUUUCUAAGAUCUUCCAGAUUGCUCCCUAAACGUUUCAUUGGAGUUACAAACCUGUAAUAUUUUAUUUGAAAUAAAUACUGUGUUAAACUCUAACAA
Hemiscyllium ocellatum (epaulette shark) is the source of this 2304-nucleotide messenger RNA. RefSeq names its product UTP4 small subunit processome component (gene utp4). The transcript has 16 exons. The record is from RefSeq and is a predicted model, not a curated record. Lineage: Eukaryota; Metazoa; Chordata; Chondrichthyes; Orectolobiformes; Hemiscylliidae. Gene Ontology annotation, biological process: maturation of SSU-rRNA from tricistronic rRNA transcript (SSU-rRNA, 5.8S rRNA, LSU-rRNA). Gene Ontology annotation, molecular function: RNA binding; protein binding. Bases 114 to 2174 code for a protein of 686 amino acids. Gene Ontology annotation, cellular component: small-subunit processome; 90S preribosome; t-UTP complex.